Molecule: messenger RNA, 2247 nt
Organism: Corticium candelabrum
Lineage: Eukaryota; Metazoa; Porifera; Homoscleromorpha; Homosclerophorida; Plakinidae
Exons: 1
Coding region: 109-2247 (712 amino acids)
Biological process (GO): proteolysis
Molecular function (GO): aspartic-type endopeptidase activity
Source: RefSeq, a predicted model, not a curated record
GCGAGCGCGAUUGCAGACUAAUAGAGUAGCAUUGUAGUGGAAGCAACUCUCUACAUUUGGCACUCUCUACAUUUGGCGUAGUCGGCAGGAUACGAACGACCCACAGACAUGGCGGUAGCGAAGGCGGGCAGAGCCCCUAAAGAGUUUGUUCCUGAUUAUGGACACAACGUCGCCAGUGAGUUCGAACUGUGGCUAGAAGACGCUAAUGAUUAUAUGACUAUAUGCAAAGUGACAGACCCCGCAGAGAAGAGAAGCCUCUUUCUGAACUUGGCUGGACUGAGUAUCAGACGAGUCGUAAAAGGACUGGCUAUCCCGGAUGUGGUAGGAGAAGAGGGAGAUCCAUACAAAGCAAUGACUGACGCAGUCCUAGCGCACUUCCGUCCAUCCGUGAAUACAACGUCUGAGCGACACAAGUUCCGCCAAUUAAAACAACAAGGCCAAGAGACCGUGACAGCGUUCGUAGGACGCCUACGAGCCAAGGUAGAAGCAUGUGAGUUUGAAUCAACGCGGGUAGACACGAUAGUGAACGGACAGAUUCGAGACCAACUGAUUGUUGGGCUAAGAGAUAACGAUAUUCGAAGGGAACUACUGAAAGAGUCACAACUCACCUUGGCUCAAGCAGUGUCAAAAGCGGUGGCAUGUGAGUCAUCUAUAGCUGACAGCUCCCUGUAUGAGGAAGUUCCACCGCCAAGCCUAGCAAACAAAGUGAGUCAAUCAAAUCCAUUGAGUAAAGGAAAUGCUGGGAAGUGCAGAUACUGUGGUUGCCACCAUACUAGAGGGAAACAACAUUGCCCGGCCGCAGAGAGUCAGUGCUCCCACUGUCACAAGAUGGGGCACUUUGCUGCCGUGUGUUUCCGUAAGACCAAGAUGGCAGUGGCACGUGCAGUGGACCAAGAAGGACUCGGCCUAGAAGCGGAUGAACAGACAAAUCGGGUGACUGAGGAUUACGACACGGUGUACAAGACAGGGAGUGGGCAACAGUCGAAACACUUCACAAGGACACUAACAGUCAACGGAAAACGUUGCAGAGGCCUGCUGGACACGGGGGCAACGAGAACCCUCAUCACCGCAGACGUAGUGGCAGCAACACGACCAAGCCACACAGUUCUUACGGCCUAUGACGGCACGCCGGUCACAACACUCGGAGUAGCAGAUGUGACCAUAUCGUCCGGCAACAAGUCUUGCACAUGCACGUGCUUUGUGGUCCCAACAGAACAAACUGUACUCUUCGGCCAAGACGUUAUCAUACAGCUGCAGUUGUUGUCAGUUGCGGACGUGAAUGUAGUCAAAGUCAGACCGGUGGACAUCACCGUCGAUCCCAAGGCAACGCCGGUCGCUCUUCCUCCCAGGCGCCAUGCCUUCAGUCUACGAGAAGCUAUCGAAGCGGAGAUCAAGAGGCUGGAAGAACGCGGUGUGAUCGAGUCAGUUCAGGAAGCCACACCGUGGGUAUCGCCGCUAGUACCAACAAGGAAGGCGAACGGCACGCUAAGACUGUGCGUGGACUACAGACGUCUGAACAAAGCCAUCAUACGGGAGAGGCAUAUGUUGCCUACAUUAGAGGAGAUAACGGCAAAGCUGGAAGGAGCUAAAGUAUUCUCCGUUCUAGACGCUGAGUCUGGCUUCCAUCAGAUCCCGCUGGCCCUGGAUUCUCGCCCAUACACCACGUUCGCAUCCCAUUGUGGCCUCUACCGAUUUAAACGACUCCCAUUCGGGAUAAGCAGCGCCCCAGAGACCUUUCAACGCGUGGUCAGUGACAUCCUGCACGGCACAGAGGGAGUGAUGGUCUAUAUCGACGACAUUCUCGUUUUCGGCACAUCUCAGGAAGAGCACGACAGAAGGCUUGAAUUGGUACUGCGGCGCCUGAGCAACGCCAAUUUGAGGCUCAACUGGGAAAAAUGCCAGCUUCGACAGACUCAAGUCAAAUAUCUGGGCCAUUGGCUAACCGGACAAGGAAUAGGACCAGACGCAGACAAGUUGAGGGCCAUUCAGGAUAUGCCCUAUCCCACGUCAGUUACGGAUUUACGGCGUUUCCUUGGCCUAGCCACCUACCUAGGCAAAUUUAUUCCCCGCCUCUCACAAAUCACAGAUUGUUUACGUCGAAUUGCCAAGCAGGAGCCAUUCGUAGCCAACGCGGAGUUGAAGAACGCCUACGACACAGCAAAGAGGAGUAUUGCCACAGCCUUGCAAAAGCUCGCAUAUUUCCGACCCUCCAGCUUGGUUCCAACGGCUAUCAGUAGCGAUGCUUGA